AUGAUGCCUGGAGAGACGUACUCUGAUUUUGCAGUUGCAUUGCGAGAUGUGGUCGGUCGUAAUAAAGUCAGUGAACGUGUUAUAUUAGCGCAGUUUUACAGGAACCUAGAUAAGACUACGAAGAAGUUGGUGAAGCAGCGACCGAAGCCUAAAACCUUGGAAGAGGCCGUGGAUAAAGCCAAUGAAAUUGAUGACCCUAUGGACAACGUAGCUCAAGGCAUGCAGAACAUCGGACAGCCGUGGGCCACAGCCCCAAGUCCUUACCUAGUACCAGUUGAUGGCACGACAGGCCAGACGUUAGUGAUUCCGGGUAUCGGUGGAAGUGGAUUGCCAACGGAGUUAAAGAUGGCGAGUGCAGGUGGUGCAACAGCCGCGGAAGCAGAGCACGGAACUUUAGCUCUCUUUACGAACCCGCAGGGCGUGUGGAACGAGUACUCAGGCACGUGGGAUGUGCCAGCGGGCCGCGUAUGGAACGGCAAGUUCUGGUAUGAGCCACGGAAGGCCAGACGAAAACGCUCUACCGAAAACGCAGUCAGAAGUCGACGGGAAGACAUGAAGAGGCCAGUGAAAGCCCAGAAGACGAGGGUGGAGUCCCCGAUAUCGAGCAGCGACGAGUCCGACGUGAAACCACAGCGUAAAAAACAGAAAUCCGCUGUACAACAAGUGGCAGAACCUCGUCAGGAACAACGAAGUGGCGGUAGUCAACCACCAGGAAGAUCGAGAGCAGCGCAGGACAUGCAGGCAUGCUGGAAGUGCGGCAAGAAUGGACACUGGGCGGCACAAUGCCCGACUGGACCUAAAUGCUACGCGUGUAAUCAGUAUGGGCAAAUGGUCAAGGACUGUACAGACGCUGACGCGAAGGCCAAGAACGAACUGAACCUGCGAAAGCGAAAGACCGAAGUCAAGGUGUCGGGAACGCAAAAACCGGCGCAGUAG
Molecule: messenger RNA, 936 nt
Organism: Phytophthora nicotianae INRA-310
Lineage: Eukaryota; Oomycota; Peronosporomycetes; Peronosporales; Peronosporaceae
Exons: 1
Coding region: 1-936 (311 amino acids)
Biological process (GO): positive regulation of cytoplasmic translation
Cellular component (GO): cytoplasm
Molecular function (GO): single-stranded RNA binding; zinc ion binding; mRNA binding
Source: RefSeq, a predicted model, not a curated record